Molecule: messenger RNA, 942 nt
Organism: Drosophila persimilis
Lineage: Eukaryota; Metazoa; Arthropoda; Insecta; Diptera; Drosophilidae
Gene: Osi18
Exons: 2
Coding region: 1-942 (313 amino acids)
Source: RefSeq, a predicted model, not a curated record
AUGAAGAGCUACGCUUUCUUAAUCGCCGCUGUGACGGCGCUGUCCGCCGCCGCCCAGGGAGCGACCACCCAAACCGAAGUGCCACGGACGCCGCAGUCUGCCGCCCAGCUGGCUCUGGACAUGUACCACGGCUGCCUCAAGGACCUGAGCGUGUCUUGUGUGCGUCCCAAGGCGAUGCGGUGGUUCAAUAUAGCUUUGCAGCAGCCGGAAGUCAGACUAACUGACCGUCUGUCGAUUGUCCGCACCACGGAAAAGUCGGAAUCGACCUCAUCCCGCUCUCUCAAUGCCGAAGAGCAAAUGUUCGAUGACAUCGAUGGCUAUCUGGGCAGUCAUGCCUUGAGAAUCCAAGCACCAGAGUACUUCCGUAGCUCCGAAGCCCGUGCGUUGGUGCCCGUCUUUCUGCUGCAGAAUGCCCUCACUCAGGGCGGAGUAGUGCCUCUGGCAGCCGCCAACGAGGGUCGUGGUAUGAUCCGCAAGGCCAUAUUGCCUUUCCUACUCGGUCUGAAGCUGAAGACAACUGUUUUGGUGCCCCUGGCCCUGGGUCUGAUUGCUUUGAAGACGUGGAAGGCGAUGACUUUGGGUCUACUCUCGUUGGUGUUGUCCGGUGCUUUGGUUAUAUUCAAGAUUGCCAAGCCCAAGAUCGUCAACUACGAGGUGGUGCACUAUCCAAACCACCACCAUGUCGAACAUGUGGUUCCCCACCACAUUGAGCAUGUGGUACCACACCAUAUCGAACAUGUGGUUCCACAUCACAUUGAGCACAUUGUACCCCAUCACAUUGACCAUCAUCUGGAUCACCAUAUCGACCAUCAUGUGGAUCUCCCUGUGGAGCAUAUCGAGCACUUGGAGCAUCCGUCGCCCGCUUGGGACCCGCACGCUUGGGCCCGCUCCUCUCAGGAGCCACAGGAUGCUCAGGACCUUGCCUACGCGGGUCAGAAAUAA